Messenger RNA from Ostrea edulis (European flat oyster), 2285 nucleotides. RefSeq lists its product as uncharacterized. The coding region runs from base 241 to 1563 and encodes 440 amino acids. NCBI's taxonomy places the organism in Eukaryota, Metazoa, Mollusca, Bivalvia, Ostreida, Ostreidae. Gene Ontology annotation, cellular component: nucleus. Gene Ontology annotation, biological process: spermatogenesis; regulation of DNA-templated transcription. Gene Ontology annotation, molecular function: RNA polymerase II cis-regulatory region sequence-specific DNA binding; protein dimerization activity; DNA-binding transcription factor activity, RNA polymerase II-specific. The record is from RefSeq and is a predicted model, not a curated record. The transcript has 7 exons.
CCUUCGAAUGAUAUCUAACGCCUGGGAGCUCGCUCUGAAAAGUCAUGAUUCUUCCCGGAUGCUAAACUGAGUGAGAGUGACGAGUGUUCAAUUUUCAUCACGAGGUAAAAAUGAGUGAAUCCGCCGUGCAUAUAUUUAGUGCCAGUAUCCUAAAAAUUCAGGGUGUGAUCUAGGACAGCGAUACUCCGUGUUCACAGUGUUACAUUCAACCAAAUUGUAGAUUUACUUGUGGACAGAAAUAUGUCAUAUUCCAUACAAGAGAUUAACUUUGAAGGUGUAUCUCCAGAACAAGUGCAAUAUUUGGCAAAUUUGAUAGAAUCUAACAAGCAUCAUGAUGCUAAUACCUUAAACAAAGGUGAAGUUCCAAAGUUGCAGCAACUGGUCUUGAAUAAAUGUUUAAAUACUAUUGCUGAUGAAAAUGACAGUGAGGUCUUUGUCCAAAGUUGUCCAGAUGGUGAUAAUACUAGCAAUACUUCCAACUCUUACUACAUGGUUGUGAGUGCCAAUGGGAAUGAAAAUCAAGGAAUGUAUGGUGCUGAGAUGGACAUAGAACGAUUACAUCGCACAAAUCCCUCUUAUAACCAGGAUCCUUGCAUGACAAAUGCCAAUACAUCAUUUGGAGAAGAUAACAUUUUGGACCACUUGUCGAGACAGGUCGCAAUGCAGCAACAGUACAUAUACAAUGCUAUGAAUAUGGUUCCCACAGGCUUGGACUGCAAUGACAGGUGUUAUUCAGAGAAUGAGAGUUUAAUUGCUCAGGGACAUGAUUAUGGUGUAGGGGAGCCUCAUGUUCUGAAUGACAAUCUGAAUGGUAGUUUGAUAAACAGUGGUUUUGCUGUUCCACAACAACCAGUGAAAAGCUUCUGUCAACCAAUUUCUCAUUUACAUUCCACCCCAGACAUCAAACCAGCAAAAACAGAAGAUGUGGUGCUGAUCAGAAGGGAAAAUAUGGAUACUCCCAAGAAUCACCAUGGUGUAGUGACCCCUCAAGGCCGCUAUGUAUACACCCCCCAUCCCAGGACUGGACAGGUAUUGUAUGUGACAACCACUGAUGAUGGGUCCCCUCAACUAUACCAACCCCUGCCCACAGUGAAUGCUUCACCAAUCCAACCUAGUGAACCAGAUAAAAGCCAGUUUACAACACCAAAGAUCUCUACGAAUUGUGCUCUGAACAGUAGUGGCGAGGAGACCCAAGAAAGCCCCUCCCCUGAUGACCCUCCCACUGACAAAUCCUCAACCACAGAUGUAUCCUCCACCUCUGAAGGAUCCACCUCUCUGUUGAGCUCCAGACUGGACAGUAACAAUAACAAGUUCUAUGACAUUUCCAUGUUCAGUAGUUGUGUGGGAGAAGAUGGUCGAGAGCAACACAACAUGAAAGAGAGACGUAGAAGAGCUAGAAUCAAAGACGCCUGUGAUGUUUUAAGGAAGCUUGUCCCUGGAAUGUCUGAUAAGACAGAUAAGGCCACAGUUUUUGAAUUUGCAGCCAGAUAUGUGCAUUUCUUGAAAGGAUUUGUUGGAAAUCAACACGACAAGGAUUUCCUUCUGAAGUACAGUCCAUAUUGAUGCGAUAGAAAAAUGUAACGGGAACAAAUACAUGGAAGCCUGUGCAGUAGUGUUAGAUAACUCCAAGACUUUACAACGGACCAGUAUUUUUCUGCAUUCACAGCAUGAAAACAUCCAAACCUUACACUGCAGUGCAGGUCGCAUUAGUAAACUUUUUGAAGUAGGAAACAUGUACUAUAUAUGUCUUCUGAAUAAUUCGAAGUGAUCAUUAGCUUUAAUAUUCUAUACAAUGGAUCUGCAAGCAUGAUAUUUGCCUAUUCCUUGUUGGUGUAUAUUGUUUAUUUUAUUAAACUCUAACAUGAUUUAACUCCGAUUGUGCAAUCAUUAACAGUUUAGAAACUUUGGACAAGCACACAGAGCCUGUACAUAAAUGUUAUCUCCCUUAAAAUGUUUCCUAUGUUGUUGUUGUUUCAUGGAUCUGCAUAUAGACAGAUAUAUAUAUAUACAAACAGAUUAAUGUUCUAAGGCAAAUGCACAGUCAAAUAUCUUUAUUUCUAAAUAUUGACCAAUUUUUCUGUUUCAGCAAAACAACCAUGCUAAAGCACUUAAAUAUUUUAAACACAGAUUAUGAAAUGACUCCUAAAGAAAAACAAAAUAAAUUAUUGAUACAAAACAAAGUUGAGAUCCUCCUAAAAUUAUGCAGUUUACAUUCACUAUGAAAAAAAUUGUUAUAUUUGAAUGAUGUGCCAGAGAUGUUCAAAAUAAAGUAGAAUGAGAUAUGA